Pelobates fuscus (common spadefoot toad) is the source of this 1861-nucleotide messenger RNA. It is a transcript of the gene PIGW, whose product is annotated as phosphatidylinositol glycan anchor biosynthesis class W. Gene Ontology annotation, cellular component: endoplasmic reticulum; membrane. The coding region runs from base 283 to 1794 and encodes 503 amino acids. Gene Ontology annotation, molecular function: glucosaminyl-phosphatidylinositol O-acyltransferase activity. The record is from RefSeq and is a predicted model, not a curated record. Gene Ontology annotation, biological process: GPI anchor biosynthetic process; protein localization to plasma membrane. NCBI's taxonomy places the organism in Eukaryota, Metazoa, Chordata, Amphibia, Anura, Pelobatidae. The transcript has 2 exons.
CAGAAAUGCCAUGUGCGUUCCAUCCGCUGAUCUCUAUGGUGAUCGGUCAACAACCCUGUCCAAGGAUUGGGGGCAGAGUGCUGCUACACGGGUUUAUGGAUUGUUAGAUACUGAGAAUUAGCAUAGGAUUCUGAGGAUGCAAUUCGUGCGCGGACUGUUUGGGUAAAAUACCCAGGGCAGUCAGACCUGGAUGGAUUAUUUUUUGACACCUUGUAAUUGCAGAUCAAAGGUGUGAAUAGUCGGGUGAAGAUUCCCAGCUCAUCAAAGGUAACAAAAAAAAAGAUGGCCACAAACCAACUGAAAGAAGCCUUUAUAAGCAAUCUGAAUGGAACUACAAUUACAGAAAUCUCAGUGGGCUUGACUGUGGCUCCUUUGUGCAUCAUUUGUAGAGGUUUGGUUCUUGUUUACUAUCAUCAAAAUUGCGGUGAGAGAAGACAAUCAUGGAUUGCCCACUUCCUUCUCGAUUUCCUACUGCUGAUAUUUCCACAAGUCUUGUCCUGCACAGUCUUAUCUGACUUCCUGCCUCUAGUACCCUCAGCUAUUGCUACAAUUUGUGUGACCCUACUCUACAUUAUAUACAAGGGAAGAAAUAAUUAUACAAACAAAUCGUUUCUUCAAAUCUGCAAGUCCCUUCUAAAUGCACAAACUGAAAAUGAGAGAGUGCCAUCGGUAACAACAUUUCGCGUUUACGUCAAUGUUCUCACUGGCAUUGCUAUUCUAGCUGUGGAUUUUGCUGUGUUUCCAAGACGUUAUGCUAAAACUGAAACGUACGGGACUGGCGUCAUGGACUUUGGAGUCGGAGGCUUUAUAUUUGGCAAUGGUUUGAUUUCUCCUGAAGCCAGAUUAAGGAAUCCGGAUUCUCGCUCUGUAUCCUCCAGACUUCUAACGCAGGUGUUGUCCGUGUGGCCCCUGAUUGCACUUGGUUUAGGAAGACUAGUCAGUGUGAAGUCCAUAGACUAUCACGAGCAUGUGUCGGAGUAUGGCGUUCACUGGAAUUUUUUUUUCACCCUGGCAGUUGUUAAAUUGUUGGCGGCCCUGCUCUUCACAAUUUCUCCGCCACAGAAAAGUUGGGUUUUAGCUGCAAUCAUUAUUUCUGGUUACCAAUUACUUCUGGAAGUUACCAACUUGAAGAGUUUCAUUUUAAACGGCAGCGAUGGGAAAGGCACGAGGGUUGGCUUCUUGAAUGCAAACCGAGAAGGCCUGUUCUCCGCUAUCGGAUAUUUAGCAAUAUAUAUGGCAGGGGUGCACUUUGGAUUAUACAUCUUGAAAAAAAGAAAAGUUUGCAAAGACUGGAUAAAACCAUUCUGCAAUCUGGUGCUAGCCAUUUUGUUUCUUUUUGCAAUAUUCUUUUUAUUUCGGGCGUAUAUUGCACCUGCAUCUCGUAGAGUUGCAAAUUUGACAUUUUGUGUCUGGGUUGUUGCCCAGUGCCUGUUCUGGCUGUGUUUAAUAAUGCUAAGUGAUCUGGUCUUGAUGUUUGCACAGAUUUUGGUAAUCGGAAGUAAAGUCCCGAGUACCUGGAAAAUAGAUCAGUCAUCGUAUGCUAGUAAGAAGCGAGACACCGCACUCAAGGAAGUAAAAAAAGAAACCCAUUUAUGCCUAAUCAGUGCUGUAAAUAGAAACCAGCUUCUGUUCUUUUUGCAAUCCAAUAUCAUGACAGGUAUAGUAAAUAUGUUGAUUGACACUAUCCACAGCAGCGGUGUUUUUUCCAUUACUGUACUUAUGGUGUACAUGUUUUGUAACUGCAUUAUCACAUAUAUACUUCAUGUCAAAGAUAUCACUGUUAAGUAUUGGUGAGUACAAACAGUGUAGAGCCAAUGGUAUGAUUUCAGAAUCACUUUGUAUUCUAGUUUACAGCCAACUG